GACAAAAAUUAAUUAAAAAAAUAGAAAUAAAUAGAUAGAAAAGCUGCUUCUCCUUCCUUCCGACCGACUACCAGUGCAUUGUUUCCUCACAAUACAAAGAUCUUCCUCCGUAUUGAAUGCAAAUUACUCUUACAGCGAACUCUCUACCUUUCUCGAUACCUUCUCCCUACUGUCCCUUGUGUCUCUUCUUCUUCUUCUUCUUCUCCUUCACCAACGUUUCCUCACACAAGCCCACGUUUUUAAGUUCAGCUGUGCCAAAAAACCUUUGAUUUUUGGCCUUCGGCAUAGUAUGCUAUGCAAUUCUGAGACCAAUCUCUCUCUCUCUCUCUCUCUCUCUCUCUCUGACUUAUUUAUCUAAUCCAUGUGGUCUCAUUCUGUUAACCCUUCAAAAGCUUCAGCUGUUUCUUGUGUUCUUACACCCUUAUAACGUCUGGGGUUUCUAAUCUGCUCUCUGUUUCUGUUUCUGUUUCUAUGGAACUUCGUUUUCACAUUCAAGGGACAUUUAUUUUGUGGUGUCUUGAGACUUUUGACCAGAUUUCCAGCUCCCUUGGAUAUGAGAUUGAUAAAUUAAUUCGUUUUUUCGUGAAGUGUGGUUGUGAAAACUUCUAGGACUGGUGCUUCAAUAUGUCGCCUCAGCAGCAAAAUCUAUCAGAACUCCAGCAUUCUUUAGAGCAACAGAUGUGUUCCAAAGAUGGGCAAGAUAUAAGGGACAACACUACUAACCCAUUUUCCAUAAGGCAGUAUGUUUUUGAGGCUCGUCAAAAGGACAUCUAUAGUAAUUGGCCAUUUCCAGAUGAACAUUUGAAAGUCUGUUUGAAGAAUGGUGUUAGCAGAAUUCUCCCACCUUUUGAGCCUAGUUAUACAGUUAGGAAUUCAUCACAUAAAAAAGAUGUUGGUCAGAAUUGUGCAAAUAAGGAAGAUUCAGAUGUUGGCUUCAUUGAUAAGAAUUCCAAUCGGAUUGAUGGAAUAGAUGAAAAUCUUGAAGUUGCAGGUGAUGUGAUCAUGGACACAGCAAUUUCUGAAGUUUUAAAGAAAGUAAGCCAUUUAUGUCUUAAUUGUAAUAAACCCGAGCAUGGAGAAGCCAAAGGUCUGAGCUCUAAUGUUGGUGAACAUCCUUUGCUCCAAAUUGUUGUGGCACUGCCUUCCACCAAGGAAUUUAGAAAUAAAAGACAAAAACAUAAAGGGAGACCUAUGAAACAUAAAGGGAAACCUAAGAAACGGAAAUUGGCAGAUAUUUUGACUGAAGCGAGGCCUUGCACUUUGGAGGAUAUCAAUGGGCUCAAAGAAUCAAAUGGGGAAAUGGAUCCAAGUAGCACACCAUAUGGUUUUGUUCAUAAUUCAGUAGAAACAAAAAAUUUUGAAGAGGGAGGAAAAGAAAGCACGACUUAUUUUCAGCAUUAUUGCAGACCUAUACUCAAAGGGGGAAUCCAGAAGACAAAACACCCAGGAGAUGACAAUGCAGGCAAUGGCAGUUUGUUUGUAAAAAGGAGACGUGUACUGAAGUUCAAACUCAAUGGGAAUAAAUCUAAAUUAUCUAACAGAGUAAUUAUUCCUCCUGGAACAGUUGAAAGGGAAUGGGAUUCAAUAAAAAGUGAAAAUUUUGUUGAUGAAGGGAAGAAAAAGAACAAAGUUGAGUAUGAUUCUGAACCAAAGUCAGAUGAGGAGUUACACCCAAAAUAUCAUAGUGCAGGUGGUGGAACCUUGUCAGCAAAGAAGAAACUAAAAAUGAAGGUCAAUUUUAGGGGAUUUAAAGCUAAGUCACAAAAUACAUGCAUAUCUAAAUCAGAGAAUAGGAAAGAAGGUAUGCAGUUGAAUGAAAGCGGAUGCCAAAAAACGGGAGACUAGUUUUCAAAAGGUUGUCUGAGGUGGCAAGACUAUCAGCUGAUUGGUUGAGUGAUUCUCUGUGACAUGAAGAGUUAUCAACUUCUGGAAUUGAGUAGUGGGGCUUUUGUAAGGCCUGAGGUCCCAAAUUCAGGAACAGGAAGAGUAAUUUCUUUCUGAAUUUUUCAGUGGCACUGCCUCCAAAGAGCAUGAGGAUCGGUUCACUUCCCUGAGACAGACGUAACAUGACUUCAAGUCGUUCUUCUUUCUUUUCUUGUAACUGAAACCCUGUUUACUGUUAAAUAUAGGCUCUGAUUAUAUUGAUCAGUAAUCCUCCUUAUUCCGUCUUCUUUUUCUUGUUCAGAACUCAAAGCAAUGAAGUAUAAUGGAUUUCAUUUCUUUACUGAAA
Messenger RNA from Macadamia integrifolia, 2230 nucleotides. RefSeq lists its product as uncharacterized. The record is from RefSeq and is a predicted model, not a curated record. Bases 625 to 1845 code for a protein of 406 amino acids. Lineage: Eukaryota; Viridiplantae; Streptophyta; Magnoliopsida; Proteales; Proteaceae. The transcript is spliced from 4 exons.